This is a messenger RNA of Cygnus atratus (black swan), 633 nucleotides long. RefSeq names its product ribosomal protein L21 (gene RPL21). Gene Ontology annotation, cellular component: cytosolic large ribosomal subunit; ribosome. The record is from RefSeq and is a predicted model, not a curated record. The coding region runs from base 102 to 584 and encodes 160 amino acids. Lineage: Eukaryota; Metazoa; Chordata; Aves; Anseriformes; Anatidae. Gene Ontology annotation, biological process: translation. Gene Ontology annotation, molecular function: structural constituent of ribosome. The transcript has 6 exons.
GCGGCCGCGGCGCCGCCCCUUUCUUUUCGGGCCGCGCCGCCAUUUUGUGGGCACACGGGGUGCCGCGCCGAGCCCCCCAUCGUCCCUCAUAAUCAGCCAAAAUGACGAACACAAAGGGAAAGAGGAGGGGAACACGUUAUAUGUUCUCAAGGCCGUUUCGCAAACAUGGAGUUGUUCCUCUGGCUACCUAUAUGCGCAUCUACAAGAAGGGCGAUAUAGUUGAUAUCAAGGGUAUGGGUACUGUUCAACAAGGUAUGCCCCACAAGUGUUACCAUGGCAAGACUGGAAGGGUAUAUAAUGUUACGCAGCACGCUGUGGGCGUUAUUGUUAACAAGAAGGUUAAGGGUAAGAUUCUAGCCAAGAGAAUUAAUGUGCGUAUUGAGCAUAUUAAACAUUCCAAGAGCAGAGACAGCUUUCUGCAGCGUGUGAAGGAGAAUGAGAAGAAGAAAAAGGAAGCAAAAGAAAAAGGCAUUUGGGUUCAACUGAAACGCCAGCCUGCUCCACCAAGGGAAGCGCACUUCGUGAGAACUAAUGGGAAGGAUCCAGAGCUGCUGGAGCCAAUUCCCUAUGAAUUCAUGGCAUAAUGAACAUUUAAAAAAAGAUAAAUUAAAGAUCUGUUUUUGGACAAGUGUA